UUGGCCGCCGUAGCCUCGCGAGAGCUGGCGCUAUAAGCCCGUGCGCGGCUCACGCGGCCGCCUCUUUUCCUGCCUCGCCAAGAUGGCGCCGAAAGUCAAGAAAGAGGCUGUCCCGGCUAAGACCGAUGCAAAAUCUAAAGCUCUGAAAGCCAAAAAGGCAGUCUUGAAAGGUGUCCACAGUCACAAGAAGAAAAAGAUCCGGACAUCCCCCACCUUCCGGCGGCCGAAAACCCUGCGGUUACGGAGGCAGCCGAAAUACCCCCGGAAGAGUGCGCCGCGGAGGAAUAAGCUGGACCACUAUGCCAUCAUUAAGUUCCCACUGACCACCGAAUCGGCAAUGAAGAAGAUUGAGGACAACAACACCUUGGUCUUCAUCGUGGACGUGAAAGCCAACAAGCACCAGAUCAAGCAGGCCGUCAAGAAGCUGUACGACAUUGACGUGGCCAAAGUCAACACCCUGAUCAGGCCCGACGGGGAAAAAAAGGCCUACGUCCGUCUUGCUCCAGAUUACGAUGCACUGGAUGUGGCCAACAAGAUUGGGAUCAUCUAAGCAGCACGCGGCCGGAGUUGUGCAAAUUGCUUUCUCAGUGCAUGUGUACAAAGAGUUGUAGAAAUAUAACCCCAGAAGAGUUUUGUGCAAAUUUGUACAAAGAGUUUUACAAUAAAAACAACAACCCCACAUCUCCGAUA
Molecule: messenger RNA, 690 nt
Organism: Elgaria multicarinata webbii
Lineage: Eukaryota; Metazoa; Chordata; Lepidosauria; Squamata; Anguidae
Gene: RPL23A
Product: ribosomal protein L23a
Exons: 5
Coding region: 83-550 (155 amino acids)
Biological process (GO): translation; ribosomal large subunit assembly
Cellular component (GO): cytosolic large ribosomal subunit; ribosome
Molecular function (GO): structural constituent of ribosome; rRNA binding
Source: RefSeq, a predicted model, not a curated record